This is a messenger RNA of Lonchura striata (white-rumped munia), 822 nucleotides long. RefSeq names its product cerberus 1, DAN family BMP antagonist (gene CER1). Lineage: Eukaryota; Metazoa; Chordata; Aves; Passeriformes; Estrildidae. The record is from RefSeq and is a predicted model, not a curated record.
AUGUCACUGCUUCUCCUUCAGAUGUUAGUACUUUCAUGUCUUGGAGCCACAGAGCUACAGAGAAAUUCACAGCAAAGGAGAAGCAGAAGACCAUUUCAACACUUCCUCUACCUGAACAAAAAUCUCUUUGAAAGCCAAAGUUCUCCUGAGCUGGUAAGUGAGAACCCAGUAGAAGUUGAAGAGACCCUGAAAGUACCAAGCUUUUUUGUAUCAAUUCCACAGACAGCAUCUGGAAGUGAGAAGAAAGAGGAUAAAAAAAUGUCCAGAUUCAUACUUCCCAGUGCAGGACUCCAUGCAGACCAAAACCUUAGAACGUGGGUUGCAUCCAGAGAGACCUCUCCUGUGGAAAACCUCUCUCCACCCCAUUAUCCCAGCAAGAGAGAAUCUGAAUUUCCCUACAGAAAAGAUGCCAAGAAAUUCUGGGACCAUUUCAUGUUAAAGAAAAAUUCAGCAUCUGAAGAGGUUGUCCUGCCAAUCAAGACCAAUGAAAUGCACCAAGAAAACUGCAGAACCCUGCCUUUCACCCAGGGUGUUACUCACAACAGCUGUGAGAAGGUGACAGUACAGAAUAAUCUGUGUUUUGGAAAAUGUAGUUCUUUUCAUGUUCCUGGUUCAGAAGAUCAUCUUUAUACCUUUUGUUCUCGUUGCCUGCCCAGCAAGUUCUCCAUGAAGCGCCUGGACCUCAACUGCACUGAUUCUGUUCCAGUGGUCAAAGAAAUCAUGAUUGUAGAAGAGUGUAAAUGUGAAAGUCGGAAGAUUAAAGACCCUGUGAUUGGAUCUCUACUGUCAGACUUGUAUGAAAAUGUACAUGAGCACAAUUAA